Messenger RNA from Schizosaccharomyces japonicus yFS275, 1036 nucleotides. Its product is annotated as RNA-binding protein. Lineage: Eukaryota; Fungi; Ascomycota; Schizosaccharomycetes; Schizosaccharomycetales; Schizosaccharomycetaceae. The transcript is spliced from 3 exons. Gene Ontology annotation, molecular function: nucleic acid binding. Bases 155 to 844 code for a protein of 229 amino acids. The record is from RefSeq and is a predicted model, not a curated record.
CAUCUUCACUUCUUCCCCAAGAAGAACGCCACGGAGAAACAGAAAUUGGGAAAGAGGGAGAACGAAAAAUCCCGCUGUGCUAGAGGAAGAGCAUCUUCAUCAAGGACUUUCUCAGAACUUAUUUACGCGAAAUAGCAAAAGCAAGGCAAUUAAAAUGAUGCAGUCAAUGGGUUUCAAAGCAGAGGAAGGUUUGGGAAAACACGAUAGUCAGCCAAUGUUGGAACCAUUAACUCUAGAAAGAAAAAAUGAUAAAUCAGGAUUGGGACAUGUCAAUGAAAGAAAACGUUUAUUAGAGGAACUGCUGGUUGAAGAACAGCAACAAUCUAAAAAGCAGGUUGUUGAGAUUGAAACAUUUGAAAAGCAUCAGCGGCAGGUGUAUUCGGAGAAACAAACUGCAAAAUAUCUUCGAGGUGCUCUUUCCGUACUGGAACGACUUGAGGAAGACAAAUUGGAGGCCCAAGGGAAGCCGCUAAACGAAACGGAUUGUCAUCCUUUUCUAAAAACUAUGAUAGAAACUCGCAAAGCAGCGGAGGAAGAACGAAGAAAGCGAAUUCGUCGUAUGAACGGUUUACAAUCGAACAGCGACAGCGAUGACGAGUUAUCCUCUCAAUCUCCACAGUACCUAAGUGAAGAUGUUCCUACUUCGGACGAUGAGACGCCAGACACUUCUGUGUCCAAAUCGCCGCGAACAGAAUUCGAUACAGCCGAGGAUUCUAUGAAACUCAACAUGUUAUUAAAUGAGCUACGGACUAAAUAUCUCUACUGCUUUUGGUGUGGCAGCAAGUACACAGACAAAUCCGACUUGGAAAUGAAUUGCCCUGGAUUGGAUGAGGAAUCGCAUUAAAACGGCCAGUUAAUAUCGGUUCACAGCUUCAGCGACAAUUGUAAAACACCGUUUAUGGCGUUGAUAUCUAAGUCUCAUUCUUGCGGCAGCGCCGCCCAUACCCAGCCCCAAGACUACACCACUUCAGCAAUUACAAGGUACGUUUACGGUUUUGUGAGAUAGAAUAAACUACGGUUCAGUCUCAAGACGUUC